Lontra canadensis (Northern American river otter) is the source of this 1989-nucleotide messenger RNA. It is a transcript of the gene RNF185, whose product is annotated as ring finger protein 185. Lineage: Eukaryota; Metazoa; Chordata; Mammalia; Carnivora; Mustelidae. The transcript has 7 exons. The record is from RefSeq and is a predicted model, not a curated record. Bases 112 to 690 code for a protein of 192 amino acids. Gene Ontology annotation, molecular function: ubiquitin protein ligase activity; metal ion binding; ubiquitin-like protein conjugating enzyme binding. Gene Ontology annotation, biological process: ubiquitin-dependent protein catabolic process. Gene Ontology annotation, cellular component: endoplasmic reticulum.
GUGGCAGGGCAUCGGACGGACGGAUAAGCUGGGUUGGCCGCAGCGGUGUUAGCUGGACAGAGGCAGGAUUUUCCUAGGGAGAAUCUUCAGUCAGUUUGCUGACAGCCAAGGAUGGCGAGCAAGGGGCCCUCAGCCUCUGCCUCCCCUGAGAACUCCAGUGCAGGGGGACCCAGCGGUAGCAGCAAUGGUGCUGGCGAGAGUGGAGGGCAGGACAGCACCUUCGAGUGCAACAUCUGCCUGGACACAGCCAAGGACGCUGUCAUCAGCCUGUGUGGCCACCUCUUCUGUUGGCCAUGUUUACAUCAGUGGUUGGAGACCAGACCUAACAGACAAGUGUGUCCAGUUUGCAAAGCCGGCAUCAGCCGAGAUAAAGUGAUCCCGCUCUAUGGCAGGGGCAGCACUGGGCAGCAGGACCCCAGAGAGAAGACCCCUCCCCGUCCUCAAGGACAGAGGCCAGAGCCAGAGAACAGAGGGGGAUUUCAAGGAUUUGGAUUUGGAGAUGGUGGCUUCCAGAUGUCUUUUGGAAUUGGGGCAUUUCCUUUUGGGAUAUUUGCCACAGCAUUUAACAUAAAUGAUGGGCGGCCUCCUCCAGCUGUCCCUGGAACACCCCAGUAUGUGGAUGAGCAGUUCCUGUCACGCCUCUUCCUGUUUGUGGCCCUAGUGAUCAUGUUCUGGCUCCUGAUUGCCUAAUGCUGGGCUCCCAGCCUACAUCCAUGGCAGGGCCUCUGGACUGGUGACAUGCCACACCCACUCUCGAUGUUUGGCUUCCUGGCUAAUCCUGACCCCUGGAAUCGGUGGCGUCAGUAACACAUCAAGGAGUUUUGCUUCUCCAUCAGAGCGUAGGGACUCAAGACCAGUUGUCAAGGACUUCAGAGUAUGGCCACUGCUGUAAACACCCUGCUAUAACCUCAGUCCUUGGCAUUGAAUCAUCUCUCAUGAGUUACACCCUCCAGUCCUGUUCCAGCCAGCUCAGCAGGUCCUGACUCUGCACAAGGAAGAGGCAGGAAGAGAGAAACUGUCAGUACAAUUUCACCUGAGUUUGAUACUAGGAAAACAAAGGGAUGAACCAAAUAGAAACUUUGUUUCAUCUCUUUAAAUACCCCUUGGUAAGUGGCCUCCCCAAAUCAGUGGACUCCUCAUAUAGAGGUUCCCCCCCAUAUUCCACUGCUCCUCUGCCCUAUCUCCUCCUCCUGAGUAGAAAUGCAAGAAAUUGCUGUUCUGUGACGAUCAUAAUUGCAGCAGCUAAAGCUGGACUCAUUUCAUGAAUUAAUCAGAGAUCCAAAGAUCUUGUAUUGGCUCUGAGCCAUGCCCAGUCUCUUUGGCUCCAGAGAGUGGCUUGAAUGAUCUCCUGGUUUCUUGGAGUAGAUUAUCCCCAGAGACAUGUGGCUUUAGUCACAGAUUUCCCAUCAUCUUUCCCUCCCAAAGUAUGCACAUCUGCCAGAGGACCCACAGUGGAGACUACUGUUGAAGCUGGGACCGACUGCUGCUCAUUAGGAAAGACCUGCCAGUGGGACUCUGGUGGGAUUUGGAGCUCUGCUGCAGGAACAGCUGAACAAGCAGCCCUGUCCCCAAGGCUACAGAAGCUCUGGGUGCAUCCAGUGGAAUGCUUUGUCAAGUCAGCUCAGCUGCAUGUUGAAGACCAUCUUCCCAGAAGCCAGAUUGUCCUUUAUGAAGGAGGCAGGAAUGGGGAGACCCACAUGUGACCCUGGUUUUGGUAUGGUUUGGGUGGAUACCCCUGAAAACUCCUUGCAUGUGUGCUAAAGCCAGAGAAGCAUGAAACUGCGGAGCAGGCAACUCCUGAUGAUUUCUAAAGCCAAGCAGCAGGGCUUAAGAAGCUUGGCAUGAUGAUAUGGUGUGGUCUUCCCCAGGAAAUUUCCAGGGGGAAUCACCUUCCCAAGCCCUUGACUUGUUUUUUUCCAUUUCAUAAUUUUUUUCCUCAGAAUCUGAUUGAGGGAGUGAUUCCAGGCAGGAGGACAGUUUAAUUGUAGA